AUGCCAUCGUCCCGCGACGGCGAUGUCCACAUCGUACACUCCUCACAAGUCCGCAUAACGGACAAAGGCGCCGCCCAUAUCAGUUCGCCCGUUUCACGGUGGGAACUGAGCGUCGUCAGCCGGGUACGGGAGGGUCUACGUGCAAGGACCACCGGAGGAGAUGAUGGAGAUUGGGAAGUUGUUGAUCAGUUGAACCUUAUGGUGAAGAAUCUCGUCCCCGGAUCAGCCACAAUUGCAUUCGAAGGCGCCAGCAGUAUUGACUCGCAGCCAGACGCAGAAUUUGGGUACGACGAGUACGAAGCAACAGUAACACCUAACAACUUGUCUGUCUGGACAUUCUCUUCUCAACAAGCAAUGGGUUCAAUCCAGACUAACGAAGCUGGCCACACAGCUGAGUCGACACGAAAGGUGAUUGUGGCAGGAGCUCAACUGGGACCUAUCAACGUUGAUACUCCUCGAUCUGAAGGUAUCCAGCGAAUGCUAAAGUUGAUGGACGACGCACACAAAGCCAAUGCCAAACUCAUUGUGUAUCCAGAGAUCGCACCGGUUACAUUCUUCCCUCGACACAUUCUUGAAGGAGAAGAACUGGAAAAGUACUUCGAGCAAGAAGUCGACGGCGACAUCACCAAGUCGCCCAACUUGAAGCCUCUGUUUGACAAGGCUCGCGAGUACAAGAUGGACGUUUGUAUCGGGUAUGCCGAAUGCACAGGAGCCGAUCACACCCAUUACAAUACGUGCAUAUACUACUCUGGACAAGUGGACAAGGUGGUUUCCAAGUACCGCAAAGUGCACCUACCGGGGACAUUUGAACCGUACGAGCGCAAAGACGCCACGAACCAGCUUGAGAAGAGAUAUUUCAAGCCUGGCGAUCUGGGAUUCGAGGCAUUCCGUGCACCUGAACUCGUCCCUGACGCGUUGACCAAGACAUUGGGUGCGAAACCCAACGAGCCAGACACUCUCGGCAAGGGAGAUCCCAUCGUGGGCAUGAUCAUCUGCAACGACCGACGCUGGCCAGAAGCCUGGAGAACAUACGGCCUCCAGGGUGUCGAAUUGAUGCUUUGCGGGUACAACACGACGGCCUGGGCCCCGGAAUUGCUAGGGACGAACAAGAAGAUCUCGACCAAGGAAAAAGCAAAGACUGAGGCACUUUUCCACAAUCAACUCAGUCUGACCUACAACAGCUACGCGAACAGCUGCUUUAGCAUCAACGUGGCCAAGUGUGGAUUGGAAGACGGCAAGUAUCCAUUGAUAGGGGGCAGUUGUAUCGUGGACUGUGACGGAGAGGUCGUCGUCGAAGCGUCGACCGAGGAUGACGAAUUGAUUGUCGCGGAAAUCGACUUGGGCAUGUGCCGACGAGGCAAGGAAAAGGUGUUUGCAUUUGAGAAGCACAGGCGUAUCGAACACUAUGGUCUGAUCGCUGAACAGACGGGUGUGCGGGAACCUGAAUUCCUGUAG
Messenger RNA from Exophiala spinifera, 1455 nucleotides. RefSeq lists its product as uncharacterized. Lineage: Eukaryota; Fungi; Ascomycota; Eurotiomycetes; Chaetothyriales; Herpotrichiellaceae. The coding region runs from base 1 to 1455 and encodes 484 amino acids. The transcript has a single exon. Gene Ontology annotation, molecular function: hydrolase activity, acting on carbon-nitrogen (but not peptide) bonds, in linear amides. The record is from RefSeq and is a predicted model, not a curated record.